AUGUCUUCAGGCUUCGUCUCCGGCGGCACGCUCGACGCACCCAUCGAACGUGACGACGAAUGGCUAGCAGCGCAAGCCGCCAUCGAAUCCGAACGGCGCCGCAAAGCCGAGCUCUCCGCCCAAAACGACGGGAAAUCCCUCUUCGAAGUCCUGCAAGCCAACAAGCAGGCCAAGCAAGAUGCUUUUGAAGAAGCGGCGCGGCUGAAGAAUCAGUACCGCGCGCUUGAUGAGGAUGAGGCGGGGUUUUUGGCGGAGAUCAUGGGGAAGGAGAGGAUGGCUGAGAUGGAGGUCAAGCAGGAUGUUGAGAAGGAGAUUGAGGAGUUUAGACGGCGAAGGGAGAUGGCUGAGAAGGGGGAGAAAGAGGAGGGUGUGGAGGUGGAGAAGGUUGAGGGGGGUUGGAAGAAUGUGGGGAGAAAGAGGAAGGGCCCUGCUGAGGGGCUAUUGAAGGGAGUUAAGAUCCGGAGGGUUGAUGAUGAGAAGAAGGCCGACGAUGGGGCGAAUGCGAAAAUCAAGAAAGGCGACGUUGUGGAGAAGAAGGCUGCGGAAGUGGUGAAGACCUCGAGCACGGAAAAGAAAGAAGAGCUUGCAAAACCAGCUGCUGCUCCGCCGCCAUCUAAACCUACGGCGAAUGCUCUUGCAUUGGGUCUGGGGUACGGAUCAUCCGAUGAAGACGACUGAGCUCGUUC
Molecule: messenger RNA, 686 nt
Organism: Periconia digitata
Lineage: Eukaryota; Fungi; Ascomycota; Dothideomycetes; Pleosporales; Periconiaceae
Source: the annotation of a GenBank genome assembly